AUGGUAUCAGAGCGGAGGUUCGAUACGUUGUUAGAAGUCUUUGUAGCAGUCAUCAGUGGCGCGGAUCAAUUGAUUACUUCCGCUGGUUUGUUACUCCUUAUUCUCAGAUUCUUAUACUGUCAUUGUGGUUAUUUAUUCAUUGUCAACAUGGCUGGAAAGGAUGAUUCCCUUCAGUCAAUCAGUACUCGUUUGGAUGGAAAGAAUUAUACGUAUUGGAGUUACGUUAUGAAGAACUUCCUUCGUGGGAAGAAUAUGUGGGGCUAUGUCACUGGAAAAAAAAAAAAAGCAAAACCCUUAGUGCCUCAAACUGAGAAUUAUGAUUUGUUGCUUGAUGCAUGGGAGACUGAUAACUCCAAGGUCAUUACUUGGAUCAAUAACUCUAUUACUCAGUCUAUUGGUAUGCAGUUGGCUAAAUAUGACACAGCAAAAGAAGAUCGAUUGGCUCUUACUGAAUCUAAAGAGUUAAAAGAUUUCCAGCCUUACAUUGCUAGGAGGGAAGAACAACGCUUGGUCCAGUUCUUGAUGGCCUUGCGUUCUGAUUUUGAAGACCUACGUGGAACCAUUCUUCAUCACUCUCCUCUUCCCUCAGUGGAUUCUGUUGUCCAUGAGUUAAUUGCAGAAGAGACCCGUAUCAAGUCUCAUGCGGAUAAAGGUUUUAAAACAAGCUCUAUUCCUACUCCCGCUCCUGUUGUGCUUGCUUGUCCAUUGUUAGUCAACAAGGGUAAAUCUGGUCAACCUCAGUCAGGGCAACAAAAUAGGUCUGGUCAACAGAAGUUUCAGCCACGUUCCUCUGGUACACCUCCAUGGACCUCUCGUCCUCCGAAGUUUGUUGUUGCUGUUGUGCCACCAGUUGACACAGAAUCUGUUGGAAACAUGCCACCAUCUGCAUUGGAUCCCAAAGUGUUUAAGAGUUUCAUACAAUAUUUGGCCUCUAAUCCCACUGCCAUGUCUGCGUCUAUGGCUUAUUCUGGGCCUUCUUCAUCUGAUACAUCAGGUAUUCCCUCAUCUUUGUGGAUUUUAGAUUCUGGUGCAACUCAUCAUAUCACUCCUCAUUUGUCAUCAUUUGCUUCUUUGUCGCAAGUGUCAUCUAUUUCUGUUAAGUCUGCUAGUGAUACAUCUAUGCUAGUUGAGGGUGUUGGGAUCAACACACCUAGAAGUGGCUGUAAACUGGCAAAAUUCUCUGCUUUACCCUUCAAUAAAAGUAUGUCUUGUUCUACUGCUCCUUUUGACAUUAUUCAUUCUAAUGUGUGGGGUCCGGCAACAGUAUCCACAAAGGGUGGGUCAACCUAUUAUGUAUCUUUUAUAGAUGAUUAUACUCGAUAUACAUGGGUUUAUCUUAUGAAACGCAGAUCUGAUUUCUUUGAUAUUUACAGCAAUUUUAGAGCUCUUGUUAAAACUCAACAUUCGGUUGUGAUUAAGUGCUUCAGGUGUGACUUAGGGGGUGAAUAUACCUCUAAUGAUUUCACUCAGUUACUUGCUUCUGAUGGUACCAUACACCAGUCUUCGUGUACUGACACACCUCAGCAAAAUGGUGUUGCAGAACGAAAACAUUGUCAUAUUGUUGAGACUGCCUGCUCAUUGCUUCUGUCUGCACAGGAAUGUCUCCUUUUGAGAAGCUGUAUGGUCAUCUACCAGAGUACUCUUCCUUACGAGUUUUUGGAUGUACUUGUUUUGUUCUUCGUCCUCAUAUUGAAAGGAACAAGUUGGGGCCGAAAUCUGCUAUUUGUGUAUUUUUGGGCCCACAAUGUAACACAGUCUGAUCUUUUGCAUAUUGAUCCUUAUGAUGAAGAUAUAGAGGCUCGAGAUUCAUUUAUGUCACAUGAUUCCUCAGCUCAUGACACACCCACCUCUUCAGAGGGUGCCUCGUAUCCACCUGUUCCUGAGCCUGAUCCUCCGAUUAUUGAAAUCGAGGAUCCACCUCCACCACCACCCCUUAGGAGAUCUUCUCGUCCUUUCAAAUCCACCAAGCUACAAGAUUUUUCUUACUCUACAUAUUCAGGACCGUUUGCUUCAUUUAUAGCAAGCAUUCAUCUUUCUGAACCUGAAUCAUAUAAAGAAGUUGUUUUAGAUCCUCUUUGGCAGAAUGCUAUGGCUGAAGAACUCACUGCUCUCCAUCAGACUCAUACAUGGGAUUUGGUUUCUCUUCCUCCUGGGAAACAUACGAUAGGUUGUCGUUGGGUGUACAAGAUAAAGACUAAAGUUGAUGGUUCUGUUGAACGGUACAAGGCUAGACUUGUAGCAAAAGGAUAUUCCCAAUAG
This is a messenger RNA of Lactuca sativa (garden lettuce), 2259 nucleotides long. RefSeq lists its product as uncharacterized. Gene Ontology annotation, molecular function: nucleic acid binding. The record is from RefSeq and is a predicted model, not a curated record. NCBI's taxonomy places the organism in Eukaryota, Viridiplantae, Streptophyta, Magnoliopsida, Asterales, Asteraceae. Gene Ontology annotation, biological process: DNA integration.